UCAGAGAUACGGAGAUUGCUCUGCCACUUGCUGGGGUUGUGGCCGAGGUCCAGGGCUGUCUGCGGCUUGUGUAGGGACUCAGCCUUGAGUAGAUCAGGUGGACGAUGUCAUCCCAGAGUCAGUCGGGCCUCCUUCACAAGUACAAGGGCAUCCUCUUCUCUGCCAUGUCUUCGGAAGGACUCCUCGAUUCCUUGGACACUUUUGAUGCGAGAGAAGAUGACAUAUUUCUGGUUUCCUACCCAAAAUCUGGAACCCACUGGGUAGCAAAAAUCAUCGAGAACAUUCCCAAUGUUGGAAUGACCCUCACGUCUCCUAUCGAGUGGGGAGAUGUCUCUAAGUUGGAAGAGCUGGAGAUGGUCCCGAAGAGAAGAGUCAUCCCGACACAUCUGAGCUACGAGAUGAUACCUGGAACUGUUAAACAGAAGCAGUGCAAGAUUGUGUACAUCAUCAGGAAUCCGAAGGAUACAGCCGUGUCCCUGUUCCACUACUACAAAGACAACCCCAACCUUCCAUCCCCUGAAACUUGGGCUGCGUUUUUAGAGCUUUUCCUCAAAGGAGACGUUGUGUAUGGCUCCUGGUUUGAUCACGUGUUGAGCUGGGAGAAACACAAGAAUGAUAAAAACGUCCUCUUCCUAUUCUAUGAAGAAAUGAAGAAAGAUUUUGUUAAGAGUCUAAAUAAAAUAACUGCUUUCCUUGACAUCGAUGUAAAUGACAGCGAUAUUAGUAAGAUUGCCCGGAACACCUCAUUCAGCGAGAUGAAGAAUAACGCAGUGAAAGAAAACUGUGACCCCAAUCACACCAUCUGCGCCCUCACGUCCGACAGGAACCUGGUGUUCAGGAAAGGAGUGGUGGGUGAUUGGAUAAACUACUUCACUCCGAAGCAGAGGAGUGUCUUUGACGAACUGUUCACAGAGAAGAUGAAACACAGCGAUGUGGGCAGAUGCCUGAAGGAGUAUACGAAUUCAGAUGAGAAAUGAAGCCGAUUUCCAAGCUCUGUAAUGCAACACCUAGAAAACAUGUAAAUAUUCGACAGCUGUGAAAAGCAGGUCUUUCUUUCCAUGAGAAACACAUACUUCAAGAACGUGUCAAAAGUGCCACUCAUGAGAUACUAUUAUCAUCGUGUUUGGUGACUGUAGAGAAUUAUUAAUAAAAGGAGCCAUAAAAUUCUCCAAUAGCUGAACUCUGUAGCCAUUUCUAGUGUGUUCAGUAAGGCCUGGGGUAGUUCCUGCUCAGAAGGGGGCUGUUAUUGUAAAUUCACCAUGAGCUUUGCUGAUGUGGAAAAGGAGUGAAGGAUUGAGUCAUAUCACAAUAAAAACAGACACCAUGCUGCCAAGCUUGAAAUACCUAAUAGUAGAUCCUAUGGCACACUGGUGGACAUGAAGAAUGAAUAGAUAGCCCCUUCAGAUGAUCAUGGCUGGGCAUGCCUGGAUUUUCUUAAUGCCAUAUCAAUUAAAUUAUAAAUUUUUCUAAUUUUUUUAAUUUAGAGACUGAACUUUCCUUUGAAAAUGUCCAUGCUUAUGAUUAUAGUCUUUAUGCUCUCUUUCAAUCCAUGCCCAACACUAAUCCAGUCUCUGCAGCUUUCUGUAAGGUGUAUUACUCCGUGCCUUUCACUAGAGGGCACCAUAAGGAAGGCUCGGUGAACUUAAGUGUUUUCCCACAGGUCUCAGCACAAUUUACUUCUGUUGUGAACUCCUACCAAAGGCUUGCUGGGAAAUCAAAACUGUACUAUCUAUAGCUCUUAAUACUGAACUCACAGCAGGAGGUGGGUUUGCUGAGUUCAACUGAACUUUUUGAUUUUUAUGCCCUAGUGUAUUAUGAGUCUAUGUAAACAUUCAGGGACAAAUCUGUUGGGGCAAUUUGUGUGGCAUUGAUAAUUCAGCAAGAAGUUCAAUUUGCAUAAAUCUUCUGUAUGCAUGCAUUUGUUACAAAUAAAGAGCAUUGCUUUUGA
Molecule: messenger RNA, 1948 nt
Organism: Myodes glareolus (Bank vole)
Lineage: Eukaryota; Metazoa; Chordata; Mammalia; Rodentia; Cricetidae
Product: sulfotransferase 1B1-like
Molecular function (GO): sulfotransferase activity
Source: RefSeq, a predicted model, not a curated record